Messenger RNA from Fulvia fulva, 6099 nucleotides. RefSeq lists its product as uncharacterized. Lineage: Eukaryota; Fungi; Ascomycota; Dothideomycetes; Mycosphaerellales; Mycosphaerellaceae. The coding region runs from base 1 to 6099 and encodes 2032 amino acids. The record is from RefSeq and is a predicted model, not a curated record. The transcript has a single exon.
AUGGCCGACAGUCCGCUGCUAUCCUUCAGUAGCUAUGGAUCCUUCAGUAACUAUGGAUCUCGCCCAGCGAGUCGUGCGCAUAGUCACGCAUCCGAUGCAACUGAGCGACCGGAUACCGCCAAUUCCACGAGAAACCUGACCAGAGAAGUCGACCACAUCAAGCAUUUGAUCAAACGAUCCCAGAAUGUCUCUACCCAACCGCAGAGCAUUACUGCUCAAAUAUUUCGCCAGCGAAGUAAUUCCACGCCCAUUACCUUGGAUCAUAUAUGCCACGAACUGGACCAGCUCAAGAAGAGGAUCAAGGAGGAGCAACAGCCCUCUCCUCUCCCUCGGGCCCUCCGAGCCUCUGAGGUCGACCCAGACGCGUCUGAGUCGGAAGCUGAGGUUGAUGAUGUUCCUGACGGACGGGAAGAAGAGUUGGAACGUGCUCGCGAUGAGAUCAAUGUCGUGAAGCACAAUGCAGAAUCACUGUUAGAGAUUGCGGAAUCGAGGGUGGAUAGACUCACUGGCGAGAAAGAGAAGCUGGAGGGCUCACUAACAGACUACAAGACCCGGCUGAGUUCGCAGCAGGGGUCUCUGCAGGACAGUCAAGCGCAGUUAAAGAAGCUUCGCGGGGACAACGACAACGUCACUCGUUCUCAUAACGAUGCUCAACAGCAGAUCUUGAAGCUCCAGGACCUCAGAACACAGGCAGACACGUCGCUAAAGCUCAGCAGUGCUCGUGUGUCUCAACUGGAAGAAGAGAACAGGAAGGUAGCUGAACAGAUAAAGCGACUAGGGACACAGCAUGAAACACGGCAGAAGGAACUCAACAACGAGAUCCAAACGUUAAAUGGUAGGAACAAUGAUAUCUCCGCAGAGGCUGAGGAACUUCGCACAGGCCGCCGCGUGUUGCAAGAGAAGCUGGAAAAGGCAGAAGCUCAGUCCGCACGAUCUCAGAGGGAACACGACGCACAGUGCACUACGCUUGCCGGUCAGAUCGACGAACACAAACAGCUUCUUCAAGAGACCAGGGAAGUAGCCGAUGCGCGCGCAAAAGAAAUUGGGUCGCUGCAAAACGACCGGGACAAGGGGCAGGCACAUUCCAAAGAGCUCGAAAGACAGGUCGAGGAGUACAAAGCAAAGCUGAAAGCUGCGGUCGAAGAGCAGGAACGACUUGCGGAAACACACCGGCAGAACAUCGAAGCCUCCACGCGCGAGUAUGAACAAGCUCGUCUGGAAGCACAGGCUGACCACGAGGCCAAGCUCAAAGCGGUCCAGCAGAUGCUCGAUGGGACGAGAUCUUCCCACAUGAGGGAACUGGAGAAUGCCAAGAUUUCUAAGGCCAAGGAAGUUGAUGCCAUGAAAGCACAAUGGCGUACUUCCCUCGAAAAGCUGAAGGCAUCUCAUCAGAGCGAGUUAGAAGCGUCCAAGAUUAGCUUUGCCAACGAGUUGCAGAAACUCAAGACUGCCCACGAAGCACAAUUGAAUGAUGCCAUGGUCACGAACAACGAGGACUCCGAGGCACUCAAGGCACAACUCGCAGAGGUCACAGCUCAAGUUAACGCGUCCCAGGAAAGUCACACAGCAGAGCUGGAAGCACUACGAUCCGAGAGUGAAAGACGAAUGAAGGAUGCGGCCGAUGAGUUGAAUAGUGUCAAGCAGGAAGCACAGACUGAGAAAUCACAAGCCGACAAGAAUCUUGCCGAGCUGAAGGAGUUGCUGAGAGAUCAGACCGAGAACGCGGAGGCAUCACUGGCCAAGAUUGCUGAAAGCGAAAAGUCCCAUCGAGUGCGACUGACGGAGCUCGACGCAGAUCUGGCACAGACGAAAGCACAUCUAGACACAACUCGGGAUGAUGCCGAACAAUUACGGUCCAGUACCGAGGCGCUCCAAUCGCAAAUCACAUCAAAGGAGAAAGUCCUGAAAGUCCUGAGAUCAGACAGGGAUAAUCUACGACAGCAAAAGGACGAGGAGAUCAACGCUCUACAACACAAGACGACGACCAUGUCCAGCGAGCUAGCUUCGACGAAGGAUAGCCUAGAAGCUGCGCGCAAAGCCCACACAUCAGCACUCAAACAAGUCAAGCAGGACCAUGCCGCCGAAAUGGAAAAGUUGAAAUCAGCGCAGGUCGCUGAGGUCGAGCGAAUACGCCUCGAGUAUAAAGAAGCAUCAGAAAGCUCUGGAAAAAAGCAUGUUCAGGAGAUAGCAGAGCUUACCAAGACUCACCAAGAGGCGCUUGAGCAGGCUGGAUUGGGCAACGAUCGAGCUUUGCAGCAACUGCAAGACCAGCAUGCCCAUGACACCGUGCGCUUCAAGGACGAGCUGGCCAAGACCGUCUCAGAUAUGAAGCAAAGUCAUGAGAGCGCCUUAGCGACUGUUAAGAGCGAAGACAAUCUGCGUGAACAGAAAGUUCAAGAAGAAUUGGCGAAGAGCAAGGCAGACCUUGCGACUCAAGUGGAGUUGACCAAAAAGGCCGCAGAGUCGUCGGAAGCUGAGCUUGCACAGGUCCAGGGAACCUAUGAUAUGGCGAUGAACAAUUUACGCGUGGAGCACCUUAAAGAGACUGAAAGUUUGCAGACGCAGCACGAUGCGGCACAUGCACGGCUGCAAUCCCAACAUGAGCUUGACCUUGGACAAACCCGCAAGGACCUCCAGACGAAGAUAGAAGAAGCCGCUGCUGCUGCAUCAAAGGCGCGCGACACAUCUGCAUUGAGAGAUCAACAUUCCUUGGCUCUGCAGCAAUUGACAUCAACCCACGAGGCUGAGCGCGAGAAUCUGGAAGCUCAGCACCGCGCUGCAAUUGCAGGAAGCCGUAAACAGAUCGAGGAAGCGAUCUUGCAAGUCGACGAUCUAAAAGCACAACACGCGAAACAGCUUGAAGAUCAUGCGUCUGCUCAUGCCAAGGAACUCGGUGCCGUCCGUUCUCUGCUGGAUCAACAAGGCUCGGAGCACUAUACUAGAGCUGCACAUGCUGAAGGACGACUUGCAUCUCUUCGCGCGGACCAUGCGGCUGAGCUAUCGCGCCAAAGUCAGGAGCACGAGAAGAUGUUGGCAGAAUUACGUGAUGCCAACAGCAAAGCUGCGUCGGAGCAGCAGGCUGCGUUGAUAAGCUCUGAGGAGGAGCAGAGCAAAGCUAUGGUAACGGCGACCGAAGCACAUAGAGCUGAGCUUGAGAGCCACCAGAAAGAUCGAGAUGCCACAAUUUCUGAUCUGAAGGCCGACCAUGAGCGGGCGGUGAGCGAGCUGCAAAAGUCUCACGACGCCGUUCGUCAACAGAUGACGCUCAACCAUGGAACUGAGCUGCAGCAGAUGCGCUCGUCUGCGGCGAGCGAACUCGAGCGGGUCCGUCGGGAGCAUUCUGACGCACUAGAAGGUCAUCAAAUAGUUGACGAAGCGAAAGACGCGGACAUUGCUGCCAUGAAACAAGAUCACGAGUGGGCUCUGGAGGCCCUGAAGCAGCAAUUGGAAGGUGACUUGCGAAGUUCAAAGGCUCUCCAUCAGACGCAUACUACCGAAUUACGAUCGGCUCUCGAUGCUCAGCUUGAAGAGAUGCGAGCAAGCCACGCGCAAGCUUUCGCGGCUCAGGAGAGCGCGUGGACGAUUAAGCUGACGGCCUUGAAAGAAGAGCAUGGCAAGUCGCUGAAUAGCCUGGUUUUAGCGAGCGAGGAUUCGACAGCUACGAAACUACAACAGCUCCAGACUAAGCACGAGGAAGCGAUCCUUGGAGCAAGCGUAGAGGCCAAAGAAAGGGCUAGACUUGCUGAACAGCAGCACAGAGCCGCGCUUGAAUCUGCAGUCGACAGAGCUCGGCAUAGUGGGCAAGCAGAGGUGAAGAACCUGAAGAAACGGCAUCAAGAUGCAGUCGCACAAAUUCGAAAGACGGCUCAACAGCAAUCGGCUGCUCAACUGACGGUGCUCGAGCAGAGUCAUCAAAGAGAGCACCAGGAAGCUCUCUUGCAAGCGCGUAUGGAGGCUGAGCGCGACUUGCAAACAACACUUGAGAACCACCAGGGUGAGCUUCUACGACUCAACACCGAGCAUCAGACUACAUUACAUGCACUACAGGCAAGUCUUGAUACGAAACGGGUUUCGGAGAUGAAGACAAAGGAAGACUCGCACAGGCAUGAGGUAGAAGCACUUCAAGCGCGGCUCGACGCUACCUUGACCGGACAAGCAGAGGCCGAGCGCUCGGUCGCUAGACUACGACAACAAGUCUCACAGGCCGAACAGCGUGUUGCAGAAGCUAAGAUGUUGUCGGAGGAUGACCUUACUGCGUUACAGCAAGAGAAGACUGAUCUCACCGCACAACUCCGUCAAGUGCAAGAUUCGCUCCGCGAGUUACAAAGCAAGUUUUCCAAUGGCACGACUACGCCAAAGUCGAGGCAUACCAACGAAGAGCUUGCUACUAUCAGGUUGCAGCUCGCUGCUCUGGAAGAGGAUCGUGCCAUGUUGCGGCUUACGUUGCAGAAGCGCCUGGACGAGAAGGAUGAUCUCAUCAGACAAAAUGACUUUCUUGUUCAAGAACUCGAGACGCUGCAUGCGCAACGCUUGAGACCCCAGAACACAGCUAGAAACAUGCGGGAUGUACAGAUACAGACCGAGGACUUUGCCUCGGAAGAACCGAAGGUGGAUUUAGCCACCUUCCAGAACAUCAGAGCCGGCCGUCGUAAGAGUGCUCGGCCAGUCACUCCGAUGAGUCCAGGUCAAAGGCAAGCCCGGGAUGAGAUCGACAUGGCAUGGAAGACACGCUCUUUCGAAGACUAUCUGCACAACGCGAAGACGGAGCUGUCAGAGCUGGGUAGUGUGAUCACUGCAAACGAGACACUUUUUGCUCAGAAGAUCCAAGAACAUGUGGGUGAGCUGCAGCGAGUCAAAGACGAGCUGGCGGCAGACUACAAGUCUAAGCUUGAUGACCUCGCCACGGACAAACAGCGAAUGGAGCAAAUGGUGACUUCCAAGCAAACAGCUGCUUUUGCCAAAGAUCGUCAACAGCUCGUGGUAAGGUAUGGCGCAGAUCGCGAUGACACGAGCGAUUAUGUGGCUCUGCGCACUGCAGAGGAGAGGCUGGUGCAGGACUACAACAAACGGAUCGCUAAGCGGAAGUCACAGAUUGCGCUGAGGCAUGCUGAAGAAUACCACGCGCUGACCGAGGAGUACGACAAGAAGGUCGCCCAGCUUCUGGACAAUCAGAGUACCCUCGAAGGUGAUCUUUCGGUCGACCCCUGGAAGUUUGAGCGGGAUCUCGGAGAUUUGCGUAAGGAGGGUGUAAAAUUGGAGGCAGACAAAGGGAGGAGCACUUCAGAAAGUCCAGUGGCUGUCCGGUCGCAAAGAGGUCGAGCAGCCAAAAGAUUCGCCUCGCCACAGAACGGUACGUCGCAUGAUCCGACGGAGCAGGACGCAUCAGAUCGCCCAAAGACUGCCCGCGACUCUCGACGACGACCUAACCUGGAGCGCUGGACAAGCCAUCCCCGAAACUCAACUUCCAUACCACGAUCAUCCUCCGUCCCUCGAGGAUCCUAUCAAGGACGUCGAGAAUCUCCCGAACCCCCAGCCGUACCCAAAGUCCUCUUCCCUGGCGGCAGAGACAGCCCUCACUCUACAUCUCAACCCUACCAAGGACGUUCAGGUCCUCCAGGAACGUCAAAAUACCCACCCGUCGCCGAAAGAUCCCUUCUCCGAUCCAAGACGCCUACCGAUGUCCAAGAGCGACGCCUUGUCUUCACUGAGCCCACGCCAUCACCUAUCAAGACGCCGACUAAACGCGGUCCUGAAAAAGCAGCGCAGACGCUGGGGAUUACGCCAACGGAGGUGGAACGUCAGGCUAUGCGGCAGGAGUGCGGACCGAAUUCGAUGGAGAGUCCAACGAGGCCGGGCUUCUUGAGGAGGGUUAGGGAUCGUAUGUCGAUCGAUGGCCAUAGGCCGCGUUUCCAUCGUCCCGGGUCGAGGAGCGGGCUGGCGACGACGCCAGAACCUGAUGUGGUAAAGAAGGAGGUUCCGCCGGCUGCGCCGACAGGUCCGAGUUCGAGUUAUAUCAGGAGUCGACGGAGCAGGUCUACGAAGCUGUCUAGUGGGAUGAUCUACUAUCAGCCGCCGAAUAAACAAGGUGGGAGUUCCUAG